UUAUUUUUAACACAUAUAUAUUUGUUCGUUGAAAUAUUUAGAUCUGUCUAUCCGCGCGAAAAUGUAUCUUUCCUUGAAGUCAGUUCAAAAUAAAUGCACAAAAGAUUGUUAAAAACAACUAACUUCAAAAACUAGAAUAACUUUUUCGUCAACUUUCCUCUCAUAACUUCAAAUUGAAGAUAUAAAUCAGUCCUCGAUAUGGUAAUUUUACAUGAUGAAGAGUAUUAUAAAAGUCGAAUACCGCAACCCGAUUUAGGACCUCUUCGAAACUUUCUGCGGUUUAUUUGGGAUAAUAAUCGAAAGACAUUUCUUGACAGAACAGCGAAAGAAUGGGGUCAACUAGGAAUAUUUUAUUUGUUCUUCUUUGCCGUUUUGGGAUCAAUAUUCGCAAUACAAAUGAAGAUCAGUAUAGAUUAUGUUUCUAAACUAGAUAGACCAUUUUUUCAAUACUCUGGUCAAAUUACACAAUCUAUUUCCGCAAGGAGCGUACGUCUUUCCCGUUCUGCCUUUGGUAGUCCAGGAAUAGUUUUUAAACCAAACAGCAUAUCAGCUGUAUCACCCAUUAUUGCCGUGAGCAAUUUGCUUAGCAGCACCAGACCGGACAGAUAUAUUCGAGCCUUGUCUGAUUUUUUACAAGAAUAUCAUAAGAAUAUGUCGGACUAUGACUUAUAUUGUCAGAAUAAACAUGCGAAGACAAAUCAUAAUAAAAAACCUUGCUUUUUUUAUAUAAAAUCUCUUGGAAUAUGUAGCAAGCCUCCAUACGGAUAUACAAAACCGUUCCAACCUUGUGUUCUUAUUAAAUAUAAUAAAAGGUUCGAUUGGAUACCUGAAUAUUAUAAUAAUUCUUCGAAUCUGCCAGAUCAUAUGCCAGAUAAAUUGAAGAAAGCAGUACGGGAAUCUACAAAGCCUUACAUUUGGUUAUCAUGCGAUGGAGCAAAUAACGUUGAUAAAGAACACAUCGGAGAAAUAGAAUACAUUCCAUAUCCUGCAUUUCCAGUCCAAUAUUUUCCAUUUACCGGACAACCAGGUUAUCUCUCCCCUAUUGUUGCAUUAAAAUUUAGAAAUUUAACACGAAAUAGACUAGUAACAGUGGAAUGUUAUUUAUGGGCUUACAAUAUCGAACAACGUCACCGUUAUUCAUUAGAUUUUCAAAUAAUGACAGGUAAAACAAGAGAGAAAACUUAUUGGCAAUUUACUAUUUCUAAUAAUUCGUUUGUUUAAUAACAAGUUAAUUUUUUAUUAGGGAAUUAAAUUCGCUAUACAAUUAUGGAGGGCGAUAAGAAUUUUUUGCUAUUUUUAUGAUAUAAAAUCGUACGAAAUAUUUUAAAUAUGUAUAAGGAUAUAAAAGACAAAUGCGAAGAAAAAAUUUUGCUCGUCGGCAAUUCAAUUUUUGUCAUUUAAUUGCAAUAAUAUCCGACCUUAUGCGCGGCCAUGCAGGGAGAUUCAUUCCAACUAAAACGUGUGAAAUCCAAUUUACAGUAAAGCGUGAUCCACGGUAUGUUUUAUGUAUCUUACGAUAAGAAACACGUGAAAUAGUUUGACCUUCGCUGCUUCUGAUCUGUACGCGAUUGCAUAAUCUAAAAUCGAAAAGAUAAAAUCUAAUACCUCGUGAUAUAAUUGCCGCGUAUCAUUUGAAUGAAAACGAGGUACAAUACGAAUUAAUAAAUCACUAUCUAAGAAAUUGUGAAAGAAAUUGACGGAGACGAUUAAAAAUAUGAGAUAGCAAUUUGUAGAGUAAAUUUGAAGCGUAAAUACACUUUUUACUUCGAACAUAGUUACGAAAAAAAUAUAUUUGCUGUAUUAAUUUAACAACUAGUAAGUAAUAAUAGAAUUUACGAUUUAAAUGUAAAUUUUAAAAGCCAUCAUUUGCAAUAAAAUAGCUUAUUAAUCGAUUAUACAGAAUAGUACGAAUUCUUGAUAAUUUCCAUAAAUCUAGUACGCAUAGAUUGCGUCGAUAUAAAUGACGUACAGAAAAUACUCGGUGAUUUACUUGUGUAUUCACUGUAUAUUAAAAUAUCAACGAUGUUUAAGCGGUAUUUUCCGUAAACGAGGACAUACUGCGAUCGUCCUGUUACGAGCGUUAUACAGGCACUUUCAAAGU
Bombus impatiens (common eastern bumble bee) is the source of this 2101-nucleotide messenger RNA. RefSeq names its product sodium/potassium-transporting ATPase subunit beta-1-like. Gene Ontology annotation, cellular component: sodium:potassium-exchanging ATPase complex. Gene Ontology annotation, biological process: sodium ion export across plasma membrane; potassium ion import across plasma membrane; intracellular sodium ion homeostasis. Lineage: Eukaryota; Metazoa; Arthropoda; Insecta; Hymenoptera; Apidae. Gene Ontology annotation, molecular function: ATPase activator activity. The transcript is spliced from 7 exons. The coding region runs from base 199 to 1221 and encodes 340 amino acids. The record is from RefSeq and is a predicted model, not a curated record.